Ceratosolen solmsi marchali is the source of this 1003-nucleotide messenger RNA. RefSeq lists its product as uncharacterized. NCBI's taxonomy places the organism in Eukaryota, Metazoa, Arthropoda, Insecta, Hymenoptera, Agaonidae. The record is from RefSeq and is a predicted model, not a curated record. The transcript has 2 exons. The coding region runs from base 407 to 757 and encodes 116 amino acids.
AAAAAAAGAAUAUGACAAUAGCGUGUGAAGUGAUGAUUUUUCAAUCGUUACGAGAAUACUUGCAUAAUGCUCGUUGAAGCGCCACCUAUAAGAAUCAAACUGCUGAUAGUACAUUACAUCUUGAUAUUUGUAAAAGUAAACAGAGAAUCGCUGGAAAAUCAUUGUACACAAUAGUUGUAUAAUCGUAUAUAAAUCGGGUGGCAAGUUAAAUUGAUUAAUACACAAAGUGCGCAUUAAAGAUGAAUUAAACCAAAGUUUUAAUUACAUAAAAAUAUUUAUUUAUUAUUUUACGUUAUUUGUUGGUGGGAAGCAUUUUUAACAAUUAUCAAUUUUUCAUUUUUCAUCGCCGCACAUGAAUGGAGACAUACACAAUACAGUUUUCUAGUACCUGUCCUUAGAGGACGCGAUGCUGACGAGCGCCUGGCUAACUGAAUCCGAAGACAUCGACCAGUCAAUAUUCACCGAGCAGUUCCUUGAGAUCGACAUCGAUGACAUUUAUUUAUCAACACCAUCGAUCGUUGAAUCGGAGUGCGUGCCGCCCUUGACCGACCAUCAGUUGCCGCAAAUGAAGCGUCGAAAAAAAACGACAAAUCCAACGCCGCCAGUUUGGUAUUACUGUCCACUUUGUGGCAAAGCUUUUUCGCGGCCACAUAGUCAGCGCAGACACCAGAAACUAUAUUGCAAACACGGGAAGCUCAACAAAACCAUCGAAACUACCAACCCAGCAGCGGUCAAUUAUAAGAAAGAAAAUAUCUAGUAACGAGCGUUGAUGUUUUUAAUUAACAAUGGUGAGAUUAAUUUAACCACGUGUCCCUUGGCUAUCAGUCGCUCCACCUGCGGCUAAAUAUUACCAAUUACUUCCUUUACUUCUACAUUUUUCCUUUCUUAUUUCUUACCAUAGGCUAAAAUUUCUUUGUAGUUCGUUAAUCUAAGAUUAUGUGAGAUAGAGUUGGAUAAAAACUUUAUUGUCAUCGGCACCGGAAGUUUUGACGAUCUCGUUUAA